AUGAAGCGCGGACGCAACUUUGAGAUCAAGCUUGCCAUUGGCACCCACAACGACAGCAACAGCGAGGGCGAGGAGAACGCGCCCGACGCGCCCAAGGCCAAGCGCGUGCGCAAGUACGACGUGCGCGUCGUUGUCCCCGCUGGCGGGGAGGGCGGGGACGAGUACCCAGCGCAGCGCAACAACGACCUCCUCGACGGUAUGGACCGCGAGCUCGGCAACCGCCGUCGCACUGCCAUGCUGCACCGCCACCUCGACCUCAUCGAGCGCCGGGUGGAGGACAUGCUCGAACAUGUCAGGGCAGAGCGCAGGCGCGAGUACGACAGUCGCCGCAACGUCGAGGGCGAGGAGGACUCUGACCGUGGCUAUGAUACGGACGAUAGCAGGGACGGCAGGCGCAACGACUACCGCAACGACUACCGCAACGACUACCGCAACGACUACCGCAAUGACUAUUCCAACGACUACCGCAACGAUGGCCCACCCCACCGCGACCCCGGCACCGAGUCCCGCCGCCAUGUCGGCGACGGCCGCCGCAUCCUUGUUACGAACAAUGGACUGUUCCGCCGCGACGCCUCCGAGCAGCAGCUCGCCGACGAACUCCGCUACGGCCCGGCGCCUGUGAGGCUUCCGCACGAGUCGGACCGGGCGUACUUCGAAUUCGCGUACCAGAUGGGCCGCAACUACGAGGCGGAAGACAGGCGCGAGCGCAGCAGCGAGGACGGCCAGUCCUCUUCGUGCGAUAUCGACUGCGGCUGUCUCUACCACCUGAGGCACAUCGACAGCGACACCGACAGCGACACCGAGUCGUGGCACCCCAGAGCGUACGACCCCGACGAGGCGUACCGCGCCCGCGACGACGAUGACGACCAGACCGAGUUCCCGUCCGAGGAGGGCGACUACCGCGCGGCGCUGGAGAUCCUCGACCUGGCGGUACUGGCGCAGGAUGCGCUCGAGUUUCGCGCGAUGGAAGAGCGCGAGGAACGCGAGCAGACGCAGGAGCAGGAGAUGCGCGGGCAGGACGAGGCGUACGAGUUCGAAGAUGAGCACGUGGACUACCUGGGCCCUCCGGUGAGCGUGAGCAGCGCCGCCGGUGACAACCUCGUCAACCGCUACCCCACCGCCGACGACAUGCCUGUCGCGACGUGCGCCGCGUGGAACCUCGGCCGCUGUGCCGACGCGCCCGAGUGCCCCAACGGCAGGCUUCACGCGUGCGCCGUGUGCCACAUGUUCAUGCUGCCCGCAGACCACCGCCACAUCCGCGACGGGUGCCCGAGCUACCUUGUGUACGAGGAGUAUGACGAGGAGUAG
This is a messenger RNA of Vanrija pseudolonga, 1308 nucleotides long. RefSeq lists its product as uncharacterized. Bases 1 to 1308 code for a protein of 435 amino acids. The record is from RefSeq and is a predicted model, not a curated record. The transcript has 3 exons. Lineage: Eukaryota; Fungi; Basidiomycota; Tremellomycetes; Trichosporonales; Trichosporonaceae.